ACGAAGGUAAAGGCCACCGAACUCCGUGGAAAGCCGGAGCCUGAGCUCCAGAAACAGCUUGGUGAACUUAAGUCCGAGCUAUGUAACCUACGUCUCUUUCGAGUGACACGCGGGGCGGCUUCAAAGCUCAAGAAGAUACGCGUCCUGCGGAAAUCCAUCGCUCGUGUAUAUACGGUUAUGCAUCAGGCGCAGAAGCUUCGCCAGCGUGAGGCCUACCGGAAGAAGCGAUACGUUCCCAAGGACCUCCGCCCUAAGAAGACACGCGCUAUCCGUCGGCGACUUAGCAAGCGGGAGCGAUCAAUUCACUCGGAAAAGAUGCUCCGGAAGAUGAGGUCUUGCCCUCCGCGAAAGUUUGCUGUUAUGGCUUAA
Dibothriocephalus latus is the source of this 369-nucleotide messenger RNA. NCBI's taxonomy places the organism in Eukaryota, Metazoa, Platyhelminthes, Cestoda, Diphyllobothriidea, Diphyllobothriidae. The record is from the annotation of a GenBank genome assembly.